GUCGCGCUCGAGCGGCCCGCGCGCUUGCUGCAGGGACCAGCUCCAGGCGCUGGCGCCGGGGCCGCGGGAAGGAAGCGAUUUCGCUCUCUGCAGCAGCGGGCGCGGCCCGGAGCCCCGCGACCAUCCAGAGCUCCAGGGGCUGCGGCCUCUCUGCACGGCAACACUGAAUGCUUCACAACCUUCGGAGAUCACCUAGCAACCUUCCUUAGGCCCUGUCUGGCCCUGAUUAGAAAUCUGGAGUCAAGGCCCCAAGAUUGAUGAGUUUGCCUUGGGAGUCAGUGGAAAGGUGAAACCAAAGGUCAACAUGGGUCAGAAGGUCACGGGAGGGAUCAAGACUGUGGACAUGCGGGACCCCACAUACCGACCUCUGAAGCAGGAGCUCCAGGGGCUGGAUUACUGCAAGCCCACCCGGCUGGACCUGCUGCUUGACAUGCCCCCCGUGUCCUAUGAUGUCCAGCUGCUCCACUCCUGGAACAAUAAUGACCGCUCUCUCAACGUCUUCGUGAAGGAAGAUGACAAGCUGAUCUUUCACCGGCAUCCGGUGGCCCAGAGCACAGACGCUAUCAGGGGCAAAAUUGGGUACACACGUGGACUGCAUGUGUGGCAGAUCACAUGGGCCAUGAGGCAACGCGGCACGCAUGCUGUGGUGGGGGUGGCCACAGCGGAUGCCCCUCUGCACUCUGUUGGGUACACUACCCUCAUAGGAAAUAACCACGAGUCCUGGGGCUGGGACUUGGGGCGAAACCGUCUCUACCAUGAUGGCAAGAACCAGCCAAGUAAAACGUACCCAGCCUUUCUGGGGCCGGAUGAGACGUUCAUUGUCCCUGACUCCUUUCUUGUGGCCCUGGACAUGGAUGAUGGGACCUUGAGUUUCAUUGUGGAUGGACAGUACAUGGGAGUGGCUUUUCGGGGACUUAAGGGUAAAAAACUGUAUCCUGUAGUGAGCGCCGUCUGGGGCCACUGUGAGAUCCGCAUGCGCUACUUGAACGGACUUGAUCCUGAGCCCCUGCCACUCAUGGACCUGUGCCGGCGUUCGGUGCGCCUAGCUCUAGGAAAGGAGCGCCUGGGUGCCAUCCCCGCUCUGCCGCUACCUGCCUCGCUCAAGGCCUACCUCCUCUACCAGUGACCCACAUCCUAGGACCACCACACGACAGCCACCUGGUGCCAACUCACCGGGCCUUUGGAGUCCACCAACCCCCGUGCCUGGGAUGGAUGUCCACCCCAAGCCAUGGGCAGAUGUGUCCUCUCAUCCUACCAGCUGCCUCUGCUAGGUGGACCAAUGCCAGCGGACUUCUCUCCUCCCUUCCCAACACUGGCUGAAGCAGCAGCAUCCAGGCCCUCCCCUGAACAGAUGCAGAGAAUAAACUUCUAUGGAAGCCUCUGUCAGGCUCCUGACUGCUCUCACGGAGUGGGCUGCUCCUACCCUGCAGCCCCCUGGGGGUCCUGGGAGGAGAGAUUGGUGGGAGAUGCCAGGGCUCCAGGGCAGAUUCCCAAAGCAGGAAUGGCCAGGACAAGGCACUCAGAUGAAGCUCAGGAUGUCACAUACCAUGGACACUGAGACAGGACCCCAGGUUGGACCUCCCUCGGGCCAAUGAGUGCCCGGCUUCAGUGCCAGCUGUCGGUGCUCCAUGCCCUAUAUUUAUUCUUUAAGCAGUAACAAAGGCCAUUUAUUUAUUCCAUUUAGAAAGGAAACCUUGUUGGGUCACCUCCCUUUGUGUGUUCUGUUGCUCCCUCCCACACACACCUGCCACUUCCCAGGAAUGUGUAUGCCACACCUGUCCCUUUUCCUGGGACAUGCCUUUGGCAUAUGAACUGGCAUGCACAGACACAAGGGUGUCAUUGUGUAGAUCCCUUGACCCAGUUUCCAAAGGGCUCUGCACCAGCACGGGGGAUCAGGCCCCAAGGAGAAUUAGAAGACUGCGCAAGUCCGCACGUCCCCAGGUAGCUGCUUACCUUGUGCGUUCAUACAUCAUUGCAUGUGUCUGGGUCUCUUGUCUUCCAUGAGAUUUGAAUUUUGCACCUGAUUUUUCUGGUGUUUCCUAUGAGCAUCCUUGAACUCUAGGCCUGGAGAGCCGUCAGGAUAAGCAGGGCGAGUGGGGUUCCCAGCCCCUAGGAGUGGAGCAUUGUGAAACCCCGCGCCUCUAGGCUCAAGAGCCGUAUGGAGCAGCACUCAUGACCCCACACACACCUCAGGAGUGGGGUGCAGGACGGCAGCAGGUGAUGGCUGCCUGUCCCCAGCAGCACCCUAUUUUGGAGCAUUCCAGCAUCUGCUUCUGAUCUCUUGCCCUUUCUUUUACAUUGAAAUCAGCUCCCUAAAUUGGGAAUGUAGCCCAGUUGGUAGAGUGCUUGCCUAGCCUGCAGGAAGCUCAGGUUCCAUCCCCCGUACUAAGGAAAAUCAGGCAUGGUGAACUACCCGUGAUCCCAGAACUCAGGAGGUGGAAGCGGGAAGAUCAGGAAUCCAGCUGCAUGCUGAGUUGGUGGCUGCCCAGGGCUGUGUGAAACUUGUCCUCUUAAAAACAGAAAAAGAAAAGAAACCAACUCCAAUCGAGUCUGAGCUUUGCUCGUUUCUGCACAGGUACAAUAAAUGACUUUAUGUUGAAAAUGUUUAAUAUAUUUACAUAUAUAUAUAUAUUUGUAAGCAUCGUUUCAAACAGCUGCUGUAGGUACCUUUUCUCCCCAGUCUUCCAGUGAAGUCUAAUUUUUAAAGCACAAAAUUGGUGCCAAGACUAGAUAAAGAAUGUAAGUUAUUCCCUUCAUAUUUUGAAGUUUUGGAGUCUGUUUGUUUGUUUGUUUGUUUGUUUCCUUUUGGGGCCUUGUCAGAUUGUAAAAUUUCACUUGUUCCCAUUUUGGAGUGGGUUAUGUUCAGCUGUACAGAUCCCAGCUUCUCGUCUUGAUCCAGCCGUACCCGGUGGAUGCUGGUGAAUUGUCAGGCUCUCCUGAAUCCACCAUACUCCAUCACCCCAGGUCACCACCCCUCCCUGCUGUCCCAUCAACAUAAAGCCUCGUGGCAUGUAUAGUUUGAAACCCCCGUUCUGUUCUAUUUUAUGAUGAUUCAUAACAGUAACCUAAUAAAGGAAAGUUUGUUAAAAUAUGAAA
Messenger RNA from Arvicola amphibius (Eurasian water vole), 3096 nucleotides. It is a transcript of the gene Spsb1, whose product is annotated as splA/ryanodine receptor domain and SOCS box containing 1. Gene Ontology annotation, cellular component: SCF ubiquitin ligase complex. Gene Ontology annotation, molecular function: protein binding. The coding region runs from base 305 to 1126 and encodes 273 amino acids. The transcript has 3 exons. Lineage: Eukaryota; Metazoa; Chordata; Mammalia; Rodentia; Cricetidae. The record is from RefSeq and is a predicted model, not a curated record. Gene Ontology annotation, biological process: proteasome-mediated ubiquitin-dependent protein catabolic process.